UCGAAAAGAUGACGUCUAAACGGAGCAUUGGAAACACGGAGUUCCUGGAUAAAAGGGUCCCCCAAAACCCAAGAUAUCAGCACGUGAAAACAAGACUGGACACAGGUUGCAGUCUAUCAAAGUAUAUGGAAAAGCUAGAGGAGAAGAAAAAUUACAGGUAUCGAAAGGAUGAACUGUUCAAACGCCUAAAAGUGACAACGUUUGCACAGUUGGUACUUCAGGUAGCCUCUGUAUCGGACCUGAAUGAAAGUGUGAAUGAUGGAGAAUUGCUUGGCCCAGAAGACUGUCUGUCUGAAGUGGAGUUGGAGCAUCUGUCUGAGCACAGCAAUGGCUCUGCCCAGGCCACACCAAUAACAGGAAAUCUCCCAGAAAACUGUAACGUCAUGGAGGACACUGGCUACUCCCCUAGGUCUACACUGCAGAGUGUCAUCAGUGGUGUGGGAGAGCUGGACCUGGACAGAAAUGGCCUGAAGACAAUGAAUGUGAUGCCAGUGUCCAGUCUCCAGUCAGCUGAUGGACCCUACCCUGACUGCCCUUACCUGCUGCUAGAUGUACGGGACCAUGACCAAUAUGAACAGUGUCACAUCAUUAGCGCAUACAGUUAUCCUAGUGCCAUGCUGUCCCGCACAAUGAACCCUUACACCAAAGAAGUUCUGGAUUAUAAAAAUGCAGCGGGGAAGAUCAUCAUUGUAUAUGACGAGGAUGAGAGAAUAGCCAGCCAAGCAGCCUCCACCAUGUGUGAGCGAGGAAUUGAGAAUCUAUUUAUGCUGUCUGGAGGUCUUAAGGUGAUUGCUCAAAGAUUUCCAGAAGGGAUGACCACGGGUUCCAUCCCGGCCUCCUGCCUGCUGUCUCCCACAGCAACAACAGGGAGGAGACGCUACACAGUGCAGCAACCACUACAGGUGGCAGAGAGGAGGUGGAGGUUUACAGCGGAUGAGCUGGCCAAGAUCCAACAGCAGCUGGAGGAGAUCAUGGUCCCCAGUAACCCUAACAGCCAACUGUCCAGCCGUAUAUCAACCAGCAGCACCCAGUCCAAAGCCUCCAGUGCUCGCAGUCGACUAAGCAGCUCAACUGGACGGAAGGAGAGCACCAGGACCCAGAGCAGCAGGCCCUGGAAAUGACGACUUGGAGCUUUGAAAUGUGUACACACACACUCAACAUACCUCCAUUUUACUCCAUGAAAAAUAGGCAAUUUAUUUCAACACAGAUAUCCCAUGAAACAUUGAGAACUUCCAUCCGUCCUAAGCAGAGAUGCAGAACUCUUGUCCCAGUCUGUUUAGUGUUCAUCUCCCCAGUUCUGCAUUCUGACAGUACAACAGUCAGGGGUAGGCAGAACCAUACUACAAAUACUUCAGAGUAGACUUUAUGGGGAUUUUCCCCCCCAUGUUAAUUUGUGCUCUUUUUAAGUUGCUGAAGCCUGCAGUAGCUUUGGCUCUUAAGUGCAAUUUGGACAAAUUAUUUUUUUGCUUUUCUGCCUUUUGCAAAGUAAACUUGAUUUAAAAUCUGCCAUAUCAUCUUUUUUUUAAUGUAAUUUCAGUACUUUUAAUUGCCUCAGUUGCUCCUGACCCCCAUUUUGUCUAUAAUAGAGGAUUAUCACCAUUUUAAUUUUAUACCUAUGAAAUAAAACCUGCACUUUUGUCCUUGUUUAUGAACUUCUUAGCAACAAAAUGCGUGAUUAUUCACUCUUCCUUUUACAGUCUGCUCUAGGUUCUGCUUUUAGAACUGAAAGUUUUUGGGGGUUUUUUAGGAGGGGAAAAGGCUUUUUUUUUUCAUGAUGUUGCUCAUGAUCAUUUUUUCAUGAUACUGUUGCUCGGUUAAUGUUGGUUCGGUCGAUAGCUUGACCAACAGAAGCUUCAAAAACAAAAAGAUACCACAUGAUAAGGUGAUGCUGUAAACUGGCUAAUGUGAAUUGAGGAAGGGAAGGAGGUCAUUGUUUUUUUUUUAAAGUAUUAUUUAUUUUAGUGUAGUCUCCUUUUAGUCAAUUCUAUUUGUAUAGCCCAAUAUUACAAAUUUGCCUCAAGGGGCUUUAAAGGGGCUUUUUUUUUAAGUCACGAUAAAUGAUAGUGACA
This is a messenger RNA of Lampris incognitus (smalleye Pacific opah), 2069 nucleotides long. It is a transcript of the gene cep41, whose product is annotated as centrosomal protein 41. Bases 9 to 1121 code for a protein of 370 amino acids. NCBI's taxonomy places the organism in Eukaryota, Metazoa, Chordata, Actinopteri, Lampriformes, Lampridae. Gene Ontology annotation, biological process: protein polyglutamylation; cilium assembly. The record is from RefSeq and is a predicted model, not a curated record. Gene Ontology annotation, cellular component: ciliary basal body. The transcript has 11 exons.